AUGGCGGGCAAGCGCGACGAUGGCGCACCGCCGAAGAAGGCCAAGUUGGUCGGCAGGGCGUUUUACGAGAGUAUAGGGAGUCCGAAGUACAUUCUGGCACCCAUGGUUGAUCAAUCCGAGUUUGCGUGGAGGAUGCUCUCAAGAUCAUACAUCCCCCCGUCGCAGAAACCCCCUUUACUAGCCUACACCCCAAUGCUCCACGCCCGCCUCUUCGCCGAGACCGAAAAAUACCGACGAACAAACUUCCAAGCCACGAAUCCCGCCUCCCCAACAUCCCCCGACUCCCCCUUCCUCGACGGCAACCCCUCCAUCGACCGCCCCCUCAUCGUCCAAUUCUGCGCCAACGACCCCAACUGGCUCCUCCAAGCCGCCCGCCUCGCUGCCCCCCACUGCGACGCCGUAGACCUCAACCUCGGCUGUCCCCAAGGCAUAGCGCGCAAGGGCCAUUACGGCAGCUUCCUGCAAGAGGACCAAGACCUCAUCUUCCGGCUCAUCAGGACGUUGCGCGACGAGCUCGACGUACCUGUGACGGCCAAGAUACGCAUCCUCGAGACGCGAGAGGCGACGCUGGCGUACGCGCGCAACGUGCUCGAGGCGGGCGCGAGCAUAUUGACCGUUCACGGACGCCGGAGGGAGCAGAAGGGGCAUUUGACGGGGUUGGCGGAUUGGGAGGUGAUUCGGUUCCUGAGGGAGAAUUUACCACCUGAGACUGUGCUUUUCGCGAAUGGGAAUGUUUUGCGGCAUGAGGAUCUCGAUCGGUGUAUUGAGGCGACGGGGGCCGAUGGCGUCAUGUCUGCUGAAGGAAACUUGAGCGACCCGGGCAUUUUCGCGGUGCCUCCCGCCGAUGGAGAGGGAGGGAGGGAGUACUGGCGCGGAAGGGACGGAAAGGGCGGUUGGAGGGUCGACGGUGUGAUGAGGCGGUACCUGGAUAUUCUGCACAAAUACGUCGCGGGCGUGGAGCCGCCGGCGCGGAGACCGCUGUUCGUCCCCGGAGACGACGAGGGCUGGCUUGUCGAACGGGAGGAGAACGGAGAGGAGGAGGGACCCGCGCGGAAGAAGAGGAAAAAGGAGAAGAAGGACUACGUACAGAAUGGGAAUUAUUCGGCCAUGCAGCCGCACAUGUUUCAUUUGCUGAGGCAUUUGGUGACGGUUCACACGGAUGUGAGGGACGCGUUGGCGCGGAGCAAGAAGGGGGAUCUGGAGGCUUAUGAACAGGUGUUGCUCAUGGUGGAGAGGAAAGUUGCUCUUGGCCUCCUUGAGUACGAGAAGGGCAAGGAUGACGGGUUCGAAAACGGAGAGGGGGAAAACGGGGAGGACACGCUGUCGGAAAUCGACGAGGAACUCAAGGCCGAGAGCUCGGAGGCGGCGAUCAAGAGGUGUAAGAGGCCCUGGUGGAUCACCCAGCCUAUUAUUCGGCCUUUGCCGAUGGAGGCGUUGGCGAAGGGGAGUAUUACGCUAAGUAAGAAGAACAUGGCUGCUAUGGGGGUGGAGGUCGAUGUCGUGGAGAAGACGAACGGGGCGGGGGAUGAGGCAGCGGAAGAGAAGCCGGCGGAGAGGAAUCAGGAGGCGCCAACGCAGAAGGAGGAGGUUGUGGCAUAA
Molecule: messenger RNA, 1599 nt
Organism: Scedosporium apiospermum
Lineage: Eukaryota; Fungi; Ascomycota; Sordariomycetes; Microascales; Microascaceae
Product: tRNA-dihydrouridine(16/17) synthase [NAD(P)(+)]
Exons: 2
Coding region: 1-1599 (532 amino acids)
Biological process (GO): tRNA processing
Molecular function (GO): flavin adenine dinucleotide binding; tRNA dihydrouridine synthase activity
Source: RefSeq, a predicted model, not a curated record